Messenger RNA from Lytechinus pictus (painted urchin), 4069 nucleotides. RefSeq names its product m-AAA protease-interacting protein 1, mitochondrial-like. Gene Ontology annotation, molecular function: ribosome binding. Gene Ontology annotation, biological process: protein insertion into mitochondrial inner membrane from matrix. The transcript is spliced from 5 exons. NCBI's taxonomy places the organism in Eukaryota, Metazoa, Echinodermata, Echinoidea, Temnopleuroida, Toxopneustidae. The record is from RefSeq and is a predicted model, not a curated record. Bases 218 to 1105 code for a protein of 295 amino acids. Gene Ontology annotation, cellular component: mitochondrial inner membrane.
GGACGCUUUAGAGAUAGGCACGAUCGCGAUCGAUCGGCUCUGUCCGGUAGGCUAGCUCUGGCGCGGCGGCCGGCCGAAGUAAAGUGUCGCUGGUAAAAGUACCUCUCAAGCGCUAAAUACACUGCCAUUGGCUUACAGAAUCUUCGACUUCGCACAAAAUCUUUAACUGGAUUCUGGUAAUCUUCUCCGGGCUCAUAAAAAACACCCCGGUUUGAACAUGUAUCGAAUGAAGAUACUCAAGCAGUGCAUGUUUCUUCCUUUAGAAUCUACGAAGUGCAUUGACAUUAGCGUCAAAAGGAAGUUUUCUGUGAUAUCGGAGAAAUCGGCAUUCAAAAGAAUACACAGGAGUUUAUGUCUGGGACCGUUCUUACAAAGUGGAAGGAGUUGUGAUGCAUUGCCACUGCUGGUAACAAGAACUCCAAGUCCAACUGCAGCUUCGGCCACAACUUGUUUAUUACACAACAGAAGGAGCAUGAGCACGGAUGAUAGAGGAGGAUCUGAAGGAAAGAUCAAACCAGUGUUUGUUGCUAUUCCUAAUCCUAUCAAAGUCAUCAGAAACAAUAUAUUCUAUUGGUUAAUUCGUUCAUAUUUUGAUCCAGAUUUUUCAAUUGAUGAAUUUACACAAGGAGCUAAGCAGGCAUUGGUGACAAUAUCAGAGACAAUAGCGGAGGGGACAUGGGACAAUCUUGAAGGUCUUCUGUCUCCAAAGCUUCUUAGAGAAAUCCAGAACACUUGUCGAAACUUCAGUCUGAAGGAGAUCAGUUCUAUAUCGUUAUCAUCAGAGGAAAUUUUGCACACCUUUCCCCAUGACAUUGCUAUACACUAUGAUGAUAAGGGAGGGAAGUUCCUUUUUAUCUUGAUGAAGUUUUGGUGUCACUCCACUCAGUCUGGAAGCAGUGAUCCAGAAGUUAAAGGGUUUCGAAUUGGAAGACCGCCCCCAGGUGUUUCGCAGGAACAAUUUGACAGUCUUGGAAGUGUCUACAGUUGCACAUAUGAAUUUCACCGUAAUAUCUCACCUGGUGCCAACCCACAAUGGAUGAUCACAUAUAUGCAACAUGGCCAGCUGAUUAAUUCAGAAGCUAGGGGUCUACCUGAAGAUGAAUGAGUGUUUCGUUUAUUUUAUACUUCAUAGAAAUGGGCAUGUUACCGUAAUCACCUGUUCUUAGAUAUUUUCUAUAAUUAGCAAGUUUUCACACAGCGAUGCAGAAUGAAUCUGACAAUGCAGGAAAUGUAUUUGAAGAUGCACGUCAAAUCACAAUGAAUUCUUUGUCGUGGGUCAGCAAAUUGGAAUAGCAGUUUCGUCCAACCUUUUUUAAAGCUGAAAAAAUUAUAAAACAUGUCAUUUGUUCAUUCAUGGACAAAACUGCUGUUUUGACUCACCAACCCUUGAUAAAAACUUUAUUAUCAUGAAUGGAAUUGACGAGAUUGUGUAUGUUCCAGAAAAGCUUCUGCAUAGCUUUUGCAAGAAGUCCCUAAUAACAUGCUUAUUUCAUACAUGUACUCAUGCUUUGGGCUAGUUGAUGAGAAUUGUUCAAAGACAAUCUGAAGAUGGAUGACUGUCAUGCUGUGCCCAUACAUACAACACUUCUAUUCCAUCAACCUUGUUACAGAUUACAAGCAGAUUACUUGAAGGGGAAAAUCAUGCAAUUUUUGUUACUUGUUAUAUAACCAGCAGGCUAGAUUAUUCAGCAUUAAUCAUGAUCUUUUGGCAACAUAUAUCUGGUUCAGCUUUCAUGCAAUAGCCUUUGCACAGCCAACUGUGAGAACAUCGCACAGACUCUCAAAUUAUUCCCAUUUGGUCUUUGGAUUAUAGUGAUAUUAACAUCAGAAAAGACUGCAAAUUAAAGCCAGAUCAAAUCCCUGAUCACCUCGGCCAACUCAGUUAGUAUAUGCACACCUCAAACGUGCAGAGGAAAUACCAUCAAUUUUUUAUUUUGCAACAUUUAACCUGUGUAAUGUUAUGCAAUAAAAUUAUAAGUAUUUAUGAAUUAUAGUCAUACUCUGGUCAUGUAACCUCGGGAUUCCUAAUUGUCUGCCUUUUGACUCAAUAUUAUGCUUCGACUUGACAAAUAGCAAUAUUUCUUUGACUGUUGCUGUCAUGAUUUGUUCAAAUACCAUGUGGGUGUCUUUCCUUACAUCACAAUGGUGUAGCGUGAAUCUACUUUGGCAGAGGAAUAUUACUAUUUUUUUUAAAGAAGCAAGUGAUUGUUGUUUAUUUAUCUUGAUAUAUUUUCAGAUUUGCCCAAUGAGAUCUUUAUUGGACACAUUUUAUUCAUGGGUCAUACCAUAUCUUAGACAGAUGUGCUCAUUGACAUCAAUGAAUGUUAGAUUUGGUUCUUCAACUCUUGUUACUUGCUAUAUUUUCAAAGUAGGGCAGCAUUAGACUCACAUGUCGAUGUGCCCUGUUUAUAGAUUCAGUGUAAUGUUCAUAUUGCUUAUGCCAUUACCAAGCUUCAGUUCAUUUAGUUGAGUUUGAUUUGGUUAAUCUCAACCUUUUGUAAGACAGGGCCCAGAUCAAUACAAUACAUGUGAAAUGUACUGUAGGACUACCAAAGAAUCUUGUUAUUGCUGAAGUCCUGUUUCAUUGAUUUUUAGAAUGUGAUAAAUUGUAAAGAGGUAGAACCAUAGUAUUACCUUUGGUAACAUAUCAGGAAAACAGUAUUGUGAUCAAUAACAUUGGCCUGUAAAUACAGUUACAUACUGUAAAAUCAGCACCAGCCGCACAGAAAUGUUGUGGUAUUAAAAAUAACCCUAAUAGUAAGUCCAGUCCCUUCUUUUUUAUUUUGAUGCCGAACAUUGAUCCAAGAUGUACAUACAUGUAACUGAUUGUUUUGAAAUGAAGUAUCGUUGCGGUCCUCGGCUCAUUGUUAGUGCUAACAACGUUUUUGUGCGGCCGGUACAGAUCAUAGAUGUACAUUCACUUUGUAGUAGACCAUAGACUUACAAUUGAACCUUAUCAUCCCACCCAUUUCAUUUUACAAGGCCCAAAUGAAAAUUGCAUAAAAAAUUUGUUGAUUGCUCUAUGCUUAUGGAAAAAUCACAAAUCUUAAGUAAGGGUGAAAGUGUGUUUACAUAGCUUGGCUAAUAAUCCUAAGCCAUCUGUUAGUCUAUUCUUAAAAGGGAUUCUUAAUUCUCCUGGGGUAUCAGGUGACAUGUUGCACAGCUUCAGAUAAGAUUAAGCUCAAUAUUGAAUUGACAUUUGGUUUACCAAAGAAAUUUGAAGAUAAACUCUGAAUUACAGUUUAGAUUUCUAGUAUAUCUCACUUUGAUAUCAGUUCCUCUUUAUUUCAUAUUUGAACUCAUUGAGGGGUCUUUAUUUUUGGAAUGAAAUAAUUGCCUUGAUCGCCUGAAAAGCGACUGAUGGGCAGCAAGCAAUGUUGCAGCCAAAUAAUUAUACAGGCCUACAUGUACAUGUAGUAUUCACUAUGUUGCCUAUAGUCUAUAGAUACAUUAUUCAAAUCAGUGUGCAAAACUCUCAUUGAAAGCAAUUCUCAUUGUGAGAUACUAGACUGAAGAGCAAUGCUACAUGUAUGUCACUUGUUACAGUUAAAUCCUUAAAAACGAAUCAUUGAACAUGCUCGUUUUAACUUAUUAUCCCGGUGGGUGUUUCAUAAAGGUGUUCGUAAGUUACAAAUGACUUUACCAAAGCUAAAUUCACACCAUUGAAAUAGUGGUGCACAUAAUUUACCUCAAGAAAUGAUCACUAGUCAUUCGCAAUAUCAUUCCUAACUUACUGACACCUUUAUGAAGCACCCACCAGAUCGUGUAGAUAUAUAUAAAUACUAUUUUUGAUAAUGAAACCUAACUUGUUCUGUUUGAAAUGUAUUGCUACCUUCUCAGGGGCUACGGAAUGGGGGGGGGGGGGGGCUUCAGCCUCAAACUUUUUUCCAAAUCUUAGUACAAAAUGUAAAAACUUAACAUCUGAUAUAUUUUGUUGUGUAUUGUCAGCCCCUCCCCCUUCCCUUUCAAAACCAUUCCGCAGCCCAUGCAUUCAAGCAAACUACAUACUAACACCCUGGCUUUUGCUGUUGGAAUGAGCAUUAAAAAAAUGUUUCUUUAAUUGUAAAAA